Arabidopsis lyrata subsp. lyrata is the source of this 1195-nucleotide messenger RNA. RefSeq lists its product as uncharacterized. The transcript has a single exon. NCBI's taxonomy places the organism in Eukaryota, Viridiplantae, Streptophyta, Magnoliopsida, Brassicales, Brassicaceae. The record is from RefSeq and is a predicted model, not a curated record. The coding region runs from base 1 to 993 and encodes 330 amino acids.
AUGCUGUCAUCUCACUUCUCUCAAAUUUGUUUCUCUUGCAGGGAUUCAUGGGGAAGUUUGCCUCAAGAGCUCCUCAGAACAUCUACAAAUUUGCUUAACCCUAACUUUGCCGAAUAUGAGGCACUAAGGCGCGUCAACAGUCAUUGGAGGAAAACGUUUCCUUCUUUCCGUGAUGGAAGUUUCAGAGAGGAAAGGCCUUGGUUGUUGUACCGUGAAAUGGGAUCCCGACAUGCCCAUUUCUAUGACCCUGUGAGAGAGAGUCUACACUAUAGGAAAGACCCAAAUCUUGAAGGGGCCAAAUUCUUAGGAUCAACAUUGGGUUGGGUUGUUAUGUCCAACUCCAUUGCCACACACCGACGCGAACACCACCAAACUUUCUUAUACAACCCAUUCACUUCACAACGGUACCAACUACCCGUUCUCACCGUACUACCCGUUCUCACCUUUGGAAACCCACGUCGGGAGAGUGUGAUCCGUUACGGUGUGCUCACGGGAGAUCCACGUGAAGACAAUACUUAUGCUUGUCUCCUAGGCGAUAGCUUUCACGAUAAUAAUCUUAUGGAUAUACCGUAUGUGCAUGUUCCUAAUCUACAAAUAUAUUAUGUAGCCAAGAGGAACGGAGAAUGGGAUCAGGACUGGUCAGUGACUCAUAUCCCUACCUCAUACCAUGACAUUUAUAAUUCGACUAUACAGUCCAUCUCCCCAUCUGCGGACAAAAUAUCAAUUUUAUUAUCGGACCAUAGUUUUGACUUCACCUUCCAAACCCAAGAAUGGAAUGUCUCAAAGACUCAAGAGAAUGAUCCCAUCGAUUGGAAUCCUUUCCACGGCCAAUCUUUUGAUCAGAUGAAAGAUCGUCUUCAGAUAUCUCCACAAACUCUAGCCAUUAUAGGCACUAAAACUGAUCGCGAGAGAGUGAGAAACAACACUUGGGGUGCUAAUGACGGUCAAAGCGUUUCUUACAUUGACGGAGUUUGGGUUGAGGUUCGCGCUUAGCCUAAUGUUCUUCUCUUUAUAUAUAUCUACCUCAUGACUCUUAAGUUAUUUCUCUGUGUUUCUUUUUCGUUAUCUAUCUUUUAAUCUGUGUGGUUUAAGAUUUGAAGUAUUACUAUUUAUUGUGUUGCAAACUCUACUUAUAUUGUGGUUUGGUUAAGAAACUCUACUUUGGUUUGUUAAUAAAAAUGCUAAUCUUUUAUUA